This is a messenger RNA of Oncorhynchus gorbuscha (pink salmon), 2448 nucleotides long. RefSeq names its product all-trans-retinol 13,14-reductase-like. Gene Ontology annotation, molecular function: all-trans-retinol 13,14-reductase activity. Lineage: Eukaryota; Metazoa; Chordata; Actinopteri; Salmoniformes; Salmonidae. The record is from RefSeq and is a predicted model, not a curated record.
CCUGGUGUUCUUUGGCAGAAAACGACGGAGAUACGACCAUAAACACAUAUGCUGUCUGUCAUGCGUGGAAGGGUUCCAAGUGGCUCUGAACCACUUGUUCGCACGCGGAAGUGUGUGUCCACUUCGAAAAGUGAGAAGGUGCCCCAAUUAAAAUUCGUAAAAUGUGGAUCAUUGUAGCAAUCAUUUGUGCUGCUCUAGCUGCAUUACUAUACAAAUAUGUGUUCCGUACAUCCGGACUAAAUCCUUUCGAUAUCGACACUCGUGAGCCGCUUAAACCACUGGUCACCCAAAAGAAGGAGAAAAACAAAGUUCUGAAGCAGAGUUUCUUGGCCAGUAAAGUACCUGAGAAACUAGAUGCCAUUGUCAUUGGCAGUGGAAUUGGUGGUCUUGGGGUGGCGGUGCUGCUGGCUAAGGUUGGAAAGCGGGUCCUGGUUCUGGAGCAACAUGAUCGGGCUGGAGGCUGCUGCCACACCUUCACAGAGAAAGGCUUUGAGUUUGACGUGGGUAUCCACUACAUCGGAGACCUGUUGGAACAUAAGCCCUUCCGCUGCAUGCUUGACCAGCUGACCAAUGGUCAGCUGCAGUGGGAGCCACUGAACAACCCCUUUGACCAGGUGGUGUUGGGCCCUCCUGGAAACAGGCGCACCUACCCCAUCUACAGUGGCAGGAACCGUUUCCCUGACGAGCUGAAGAAGUUAUUUCCUGGGGAGGAGGCGGCCAUCGAUGAGUACAUGAGGCUGGUCAAGAAAGCAGGACACAACAUUUGGUUCCUGGUUCUGCUGAAGCUCAUUCCUGUCCCCCUGGCCAAGUUCCUGGUGUACACAGGCCUGGCCAAUCGUCUGUCAUUCUUCUUCCGCAUGGCGUCUCGCAGCGUGACAGAGGUGGUCAACGAGCUAACUAAGAACAAUGACCUCAGGGUCAUCUUCAGCUACAUUUUUGGCACUUACGGUAACAUGCCCAAGGAAGCCAGCUUCUCCAUGCACAGCCUGAUGGUCUGCCACUACCUGACUGGUGCCUGGUACCCAAUAGGAGGAGCCAGUGAGAUCGCCUAUCACAUGAUCCCUAUCGUUGAGAAAGCCGGGGGCGUACUCGUCCGUGCCCCAGUCAACCGCAUCCUGUUCAACGACAACAAGGAGGCUAUUGGUGUGAGCGUGAUGAAGGGUCAGGAGGAGGUCCAUGUGCAUGCUCCAAUGGUCAUCUCCAACGCCGGCAUCUUCAACACCUAUCAGCAGCUGCUGCCUAAGGAACUCCAGGACAUGCCAGCCAUCCAGAAGCAGCUUGGUAUGAUGAAAAACGGGGCGGGAGGUCUGAGCAUCUUCCUGGGCCUGACUGGAACCAAGGAGGACCUGGGCCUCAAAGCAGACAACUACUGGAUCUUCACAGAGCACAACAUGGAUGAACUGGUUGAGACCUAUCUGAAGGGUAACCGGGAGGAGUCAGCGAAAAGUGUUCCCAUCCUCUUUGUUGCCUCUCCAUCAGCCAAAGAUCCCACCUGGGAGGAACGAUCACCAGGCAAGUCCACCCUGAGUCUGGUGAGCUUUGCUAACUAUGAGUGGUUUGAGGAGUGGAAGGAUGACAAGGUGACCAACAGAGGGACUGAUUACAAGGAGCUGAAGCAGAUAUUCUGUGACUCGAUUCUGGAGGUGGUGAUGAGCGUCUUCCCCAAGAUUACCAGGGACAAGGUUGAGUUCAUCGAGGCUGGAACACCCAUAACAAACACACACUACAUUGGAGCCCCAAAAGGGGAGAUCUAUGGAGCAGACCAUGGCACAGCUCGUUUCAGCGCUGAGUGCAAUGCCACCGUGAGGCCCCAGACACCCCUGAAGAACCUCUACCUCACAGGUCAGGAUGUGUUUGUGUGUGGCUUUGCUGGUGCACUGGCUGGGGCUCUGACCUGUGGUUCUGUCAUCCUCAACCGUAACCUGCACCUGGAUGCCGUCGCUCUGGCCAAGAAGACCAAACGUGUCGACACUAAGAAGUUGAAGUAGCACGCUACUGACCACCUCCCUCAACCCGUUGUUGCUCCAGGUGAAGUUUCCCUUAUGUACAGAUCUAGGAUCAACUUCCUCUCCCCAAAUCCACAUUAGUGGCGGAAAAUACCCAGGAUCAGCAUCUAGGGGUAUUUCACCCUACUCCAUCCAACUCACCAAAGCUACAAUAACACAAGCGCAGGGACAGGCUUCAAUCUCUGGUCCUACAGUGAAAAGAUGCCUCAAGACGGUUACUGUGUGUUUUGAGUGUGUAACUAUUCUUAUCAAUAAGUGUAGAGAACUGUGCUCUCUCUCACUGUUAAGGGAAAACGCAUUUGAAAGUUGAGGAAUCUUUCAAUCAAAUGUAUUUUAUAAAGCCCUUCUUACAUCAGCUGAUGUCACAAAGUGCUGUACAGAAACCCAGCCUAAAACACCAAACGGCAAGCAAUGCAGGUGUUGAAGCACGUUGGCUAGGAAA